UGCGACUCGGUGAAUAGCGAGCAGUCGUAGUUAAAAGCUGUCACCAAAUUAGUUACUGGAGAAGAUGGCUGGCUAAAUACAUUACCUUUCCCUCUAUAUUACUCCCCAGUGGUACCGUUUCUCUGAAUUCCGCAUAGAUAUUCUCUGGACAACAUUUCUGGAUCAUAUGGUACACACUCAAGAGGAUCCAUGUCUUUUCUUCGUUGGGUGUCAGAAAAAUUAAGUGUGGAGAGUCUUCGGGAUUUGGAGUUAUUUGGAGAGCAAGCUCAGGGACUCUCUCACAGGAAAGUCCAUGAGGACAGUCAGGAGAGUCUGAACUCCCUCCCUCGUCAGGACACCAUGGGCAGCUUUGUCCCUGACAGCAGCUCUUACGAGCUCCAUACAGUUAUAGGUCGGGGCUUGGAUGACUUGAUGACUGUGAACCUUGCACGAUACAAACCCACAGGGGAGCACGUGGCCAUUCGAAGAAUUGACCUGGAGUCGUGCACUAACGACAUGGUCACUUACCUGCAGGGUGAACUUCAUGUGUCAAAGUUAUUCCACCAUUCCAGUAUUCUACCCUAUAAGAGUGUCUUUAUAGCUGAAAAUGAACUGUGGGUCAUCACUCCCUUCAUGGCCUAUGGGUCAGCCAGAGAUUUGAUCUGUACACAUUUCACUGAUGGAAUGAGUGAGCUGACCAUUGCAUACAUUUUACUGGGCAUGCUUAAGGCUCUGGAGUACAUCCACCACAUGGGAUAUGUGCAUCGGAGUGUGAAGGCCAGUCAUGUGUUGAUCUCAGCAGACGGACAGGUGUGCAUGUCAGGUCUGCGCAGCAUCUUCAGUCUGAUUCGCCACGGGCAGAGGGCCAAAUUUGUGCAUGAUUUUCCUCAGUACAGCAUCAAGGUGUUGCCUUGGCUCAGCCCUGAAGUUUUACAACAGAACCUGCAGGGCUACGACUCCCGUUCUGACAUCUACAGUCUGGGAAUUACAGCCUGUGAACUGGCUAAUGGACAUGUCCCUUUCAAAGACAUGCCAGCCACACAGAUGCUGCUGGAGAAACUAAACGGAACAGUACCGUGUUUGCUGGACACCACCACGAUUCCACCUGAGGAGCUGUCCAUGAAACCAUCCCGCUCCGGAGCCGACUCUGGGAUCUGCGAGGGCCCUGCAGCGGGAGUGGCAAAACAUUCCAAUGGAGACCAUUCCACUGCAUCAGCAGGACACCCUUAUAAUCGAACCUUUUCCCCUCACUUUCAUGCUCUUGUGGAGUUGUGUCUACAGCGAGACCCUGAGAGAAGACCCUCCGCGGCCGCUCUAAUUGGCCACCCAUUCUUUAAACAGAUUAAACGUCGAGCCUCAGAGGCGCUCCCUGAGCUGCUGCGCCCCGUUUCCCCCAUCACCAGCUUUGCUGGCUCACAGCCACAGGACUCUCCUUCUGGAGUGGCCAGUCUGGAGUCAGGUCUCAGCCACCUGGACGUGGACGACUGGGACUUCUGACAGUGGAGGACUUGGUGGGAAGAGUCUUGUACACUGAUGGCAAAAGACAAACCUCAAAACAGAACAAACAUUUUUGUAAUGUCACUUUGUAAAUAAUCCAAAUCUAAACUUUGAGUGAUUUGCUGCACCCGAAGGUUAAAGCCAGCAGCUGUCUCGCCUCUUUUUCGUGUUUCCUGCACGCUUUUGUUCUUUGGACAUGCACAGACUGCUGCACUUCACUGAUUGCCUCUCUCUUAAAAACACACACAACUGUUUACAGAUUGUACUGAGCUACAGCUGGACCAUCUGGAAUCCUAACCCAUACCCAGUUCCCUCCUGUGGUUGCCGAGAUGUCAUGGAAGGUUUUAUGGACGUUCAUUCAACCUAAACCCAAAGAUUCUCGUGAAACAGAUCCUACUGAAUAUUCUGAGAGGACGCUCUACCUCUUGUUUGAUUAUGGCUGCAUUUUGUAUCCAUUGCUCAGUAAGACCGCCAUAAGGAUGCACACUAGUCCUUACAGCUGACUCAGCCCAGUACAUCAGAUGGAAAGUGGUGACAUUGUCUUAAAGGUUGGCUAAAGGAUCAGCAUGUGUAUGUAUGUAUUUCUCUGCUCUCAGUCUUGGUGGUUUUCUUAACACAUCAUCUUUAUGGCACAAAGUUCCAAACCUCUGGGCCAACAUUCGGAGCACACGUAUUUCCUGCAACUGUAUCCGAGCGUGAUGUUACUUUUGUGGAACAUUUAAUGUUACAUUGGUGCUUGUUUUGUUUGCAUGUUUUUGAAAGUGAGAACAAAGCGAAGAUGUUGCAAAUGUUGACUUGAAUUUUAACAAUAAACAAUGUCGACUUUAAG
This is a messenger RNA of Cynoglossus semilaevis (tongue sole), 2305 nucleotides long. It is a transcript of the gene strada, whose product is annotated as STE20 related adaptor alpha. Gene Ontology annotation, molecular function: ATP binding; protein kinase activity; protein serine/threonine kinase activator activity. Gene Ontology annotation, cellular component: serine/threonine protein kinase complex. Gene Ontology annotation, biological process: activation of protein kinase activity; protein phosphorylation; protein export from nucleus. The record is from RefSeq and is a predicted model, not a curated record. Lineage: Eukaryota; Metazoa; Chordata; Actinopteri; Pleuronectiformes; Cynoglossidae. The transcript has 13 exons. Bases 190 to 1476 code for a protein of 428 amino acids.